AUGGCAGGCGAAUUGAUUCUCUUGGACUUCCGCCUUAGCCCUUUUGCACGAAGGGUGAAAAUUGCCUUGGCUGAGAAAGGCAUAGACUAUGAGUACAAAAAAGAGAACUUAUCGAGUUUACACCCUCUACUUCUAAAGAUGAACCCUGUCAAUAAGAAAAUCCCAGUAUUGAUCCAUAAUGGGAAACCAAUAUGCGAGUUCCUCGUCAUUGUUCAAUACAUUGAUGAGGUCUGGAACCAUAAAUCUCCUUUGUUGCCUUGUGAUCCUUACAAGUGUGCCCAAGCAAGGUUUUGGGCUGACUACAUUGACAAGAAGAUAUUUAGCAAUGGAAGUAGUUUAGUUUUCACUGAAACCCAAAAAGCAGCAAAAAAUGAGCUCAUAGAGUGCUACAAAGUGUUGGAAGCAGAAGUAGGAGAGAAAACAUAUUUUAGGGGAGAGACUUUUGGUUUUGUGGACAUUGCUCUUAUACCCUUUUAUAGUUGGUUUUACUUCUACGAGACAUGUGGCAACCUUAGCAUGGAAGAAGAAUGCCCUAAAAUUGUGGCCUGGGGUAAGAGGUGCAUGGAGAAGGAGAGUGUGUCCAACGCUCUUCCAGACCAGUACAAGGUGUUUGACUACUUCAUGAGGUUGGCAAAGAAUUUGGUGCUCCAUCAGUAA
Cornus florida is the source of this 657-nucleotide messenger RNA. RefSeq names its product probable glutathione S-transferase parC. Bases 1 to 657 code for a protein of 218 amino acids. The record is from RefSeq and is a predicted model, not a curated record. Gene Ontology annotation, molecular function: glutathione transferase activity. Gene Ontology annotation, cellular component: cytoplasm. Lineage: Eukaryota; Viridiplantae; Streptophyta; Magnoliopsida; Cornales; Cornaceae. The transcript is spliced from 4 exons. Gene Ontology annotation, biological process: glutathione metabolic process.